Panicum hallii is the source of this 3975-nucleotide messenger RNA. Its product is annotated as pentatricopeptide repeat-containing protein At2g17140. The transcript is spliced from 3 exons. NCBI's taxonomy places the organism in Eukaryota, Viridiplantae, Streptophyta, Magnoliopsida, Poales, Poaceae. Gene Ontology annotation, molecular function: protein binding. The record is from RefSeq and is a predicted model, not a curated record. The coding region runs from base 418 to 3018 and encodes 866 amino acids.
AUUUUUCUCAUCGUAUAGUAUUGAUCUAGGAAAUUUUCGAAUUUGUUCAAUUUACAUCAUCUAAAAUUGCUGCAAUAUUUAUAGGACAUUGGUAGAUCGAUCCUGAUCAUUUUUGGAACUUCUUUGCUAUUUUAUGGCAAUCUUGAGAAGUGAUAGGCAUUUUUAGAGCGAGUCAGAGUGUUUAUGCUUGUUAAAACUGAAAAGAUCUGAAAUCUUUAUGCUUAAGCUACAAACUGCUAGAGCGCUAUUGCAAAAUUAAACAGAGAUUUAUAGGUGGGGGGAAAAAUCACUCGAAGCAAAUCACCUAGCAGUGUCAGCGGACCGGGCCGCUGACCCGACCGCGCGCCCCACCGGCCAGCCAGCCCGGGCCGGUUUAAACCCAUCUCGGCCACUACCCCCGCCGGCCGCCACCCUCCCAUGUCCUCCUCCCCCUCCGCCGCCAACCUGCUCGCGCUACUCCGCCGCAACGCCGCCUCCCCGGCCGUCGCGCUCCGCCUCUUCCUCCACCUCUCAUCCGCGGCCUCCCCUCCGCCGCCGCGCUCUACCUCAUUCCUUGCCCGCCUCCUCGCCGCGCAGCCCGCCGCCGACGCACUCCUCCCGCGCCUUCACCGCCACAUCAUCUCCUUCCCCGAUCCCUCCCCCCACCUCCUCGCCCUCCUCUCCUGCUCCGACGUCCUCCCGCUGCGCCUCGCCCUCCCGGCCUUCCGCUCCCUCCGCGCGCUCGAGUCCGCGCCGCCGCCGCCCACCCCUGUCUACAACCGCCUCAUCCUCUCCGCGCUCCGCGAGUCCCGCCUCGAUCUCGUCGAGGCGCUCUACAAGGACCUCCUCCUCGCCGGCGCCGAGCCGGACGUCUUCACUCGCAACCUCCUGCUCCAGGCGCUCUGUGACGCUGGCCGCAUGGAGCUUGCCCAGAGGGUGUUCGACGCAAUGCCCGCCAGGAACGAGUUCAGUUUUGGGAUCCUUGCGCGCGGGUACUGCCGUGCGGGGAGGAGCUUUGAUGCCCUUAAGGUACUUGACGGAAUGCCGAGCUUCAACCUUGUGGUCUGCAACACGGUGGUCGCAGGGUUCUGCCGGGAGGGCCAGGUGGAGGAGGCUGAGAAGCUGGUGGAGCGGAUGCGCGCCCAGGGCCUCGCACCGAAUGUUGUCACGUUCAAUGCAAGGAUCUCUGCCCUCUGCAAGGCCGGUAGGGUGCUGGACGCCUACAGGAUUUUCAAGGACAUGCAGGAGGAGUGGCAACAGGGGCUGCCGAGGCCUGAUCAGGUGACAUUUGACGUGAUGCUGAGCGGGUUCUGUGACGCUGGGUUUGUUGAUGAGGCGAGGGUGCUGGUGGAUAUUAUGAGGUGUGGUGGGUUCCUGAGAAGGGUUGAGAGUUACAACCGCUGGUUGGCAGGGUUGGUAAGGAAUGGGAGGAUUGGCGAGGCACAGGAGUUGCUGAGGGAGAUGGCACAUGAGGGUAUCCAGCCUAAUAGCUACACGUACAAUAUUAUUGUCUCUGGAUUGUGCAAGGAGGGCAAGGCGUUUGAUGUGAGCAGAGUAGAGGAUUUUAUUAGGAGUGGUGUGAUGACCCCAGAUGUUGUGACUUACACUAGUUUGCUCCAUGCUUAUUGCUCAAAGGGGAACACUGCAGCGGCCCACAGGGUUCUUGAUGAGAUGGCACAGAAGGGAUGUGCGCCAAAUUCAUUUACGUAUAAUGUUCUGCUGCAGAGUCUAUGGAGGGCAGGUAGGAUCACAGAGGCAGAAAGCUUGUUAGAGAGGAUGAGUGAGAAAGGCUACAGUUUGGAUACAGCAAGCUGCAAUAUCAUUAUUGAUGGACUAUGCAGAAACAGUAGAUUAAACGUGGCGAUGGACAUUGUUGAUGGGAUGUGGCAAGAAGGAAGCGCGGCUCUUGGCCGACUGGGGAAUUCAUUCCUUAGUGUAGUUAGUGAUUCUUCCAGCAGACAAAGAUGUCUUCCUGAUCGAAUCACUUAUUCUAUUCUGAUUAGUGCAUUGUGUAAAGAAGGGCGGUUUGAUGAAGCAAAGAAGAAAUUGCUUGAGAUGAUAGUGAAAGAUAUUUCCCCUGAUUCAGUUACAUACGACACCUUUAUUCAUGGGUAUUGUAAGCAUGGAAAAACCUCUUUGGCUAUUAAGGUUCUUAGGGACAUGGAAAAGAAAGGUUGUAUUCCAAGCACAAGGACAUACAAUUUAUUGAUUCGGGGAUUUGAAGAAAAACACAAAUCAGAUGAAAUCAUUAAAUUGAUGAGUGAAAUGAAGGAUAAGGGGAUCCCUCCUAAUGUGAUGACCUACAAUAGCUUGAUUAAGUCAUUUUGUGAACGAGGAAUGGUUAAUAAGGCCAUGCCUCUUUUGGAUGAGAUGCUACAGAAUGAAAUAGUUCCAAAUAUAACUUCUUUUGACUUGUUGAUUAAGGGCUUUUGCAAGAUGGCAAAUUUUUCUUCAGCUCAGAUGGUUUUUGAUGCUGCUUUGAGAACAUGUGGGCAGAAGGAAAGGCUCUUUUGCUUAAUGUGCACUGAAGUCUCAACUUAUGGUAGAUGGAUAGAAGCCAAGAAUAUCCUAGAAACAGCACUUGAAAUGAGGAUCUCUAUCCAGAGUUUCCCAUAUAAACGGAUAAUUGCUGGGCUCUGUGAAGCUGGGGAGGUGGAUCAUGCACAUAGCCUUCUCAAGAAGUUAAUAGCUAAAGGAUAUACAUUUGAUCCAGCGGCAUUCAUGGCAGUGAUAGAUGCACUAAGUAAUAAAGGAAAGAAGCAGGAUGCUGAUAUGCUGUCAGAGAAAAUGAUGGAAAUGGCAGAAUUUAAUGAUGAUCUUCCAAAUCAUUCUGGUAAGAUUAUCCUUGGAAGCCGAAGGCAUGAGCAUGCCAAGAGUGGUCAAAGUGAUUGGCGUGCUCUUUUGCACAGAGAUGACAGUGCCCGCACAAUUAUGAAAAUUACGAAGAGAGUGCGGACAGGAUGGGGUCAAAGGGGCAAUGUAUAUGAGCACAAACAGCAACAGAAUGAUGAGUUUUAUGUACUAGAGAACACUGGUUAAUUGGUCCCAACUCCCAAUUGAUUGGUUGGACACAACUUCACCGGUUUCACGAGCAGAGCAAAUCCAAGCAGAACGCCACCAUCAUCCAAUCUAGGAAGAGCAGCAGCGGGCUCCAUUGUGCAUGAAGGCAGUGGGGUAGGGCAGCUACCACAGCUUGAGCUGCGGGUCACUGGCCAGCAUGUCCAGGUGGAUGUCCAAUCGAUGCUCUAUGAAGUGGAGAACCUUGUUGACGGACAACAGCUGGCCGCCGAGCUCGCCGGUGUGGGCCCCGAGUACGGUGUUCUCCUGCUCCACGCUCGUACUAGCUAGGACGCAAUGUCUUGGCGGCGCAGACAACCAGGCUGCCAUGCCAUGGAUGUUCUUCUUCACCACGCAUGCUUGUUUCUGUUAUUUGGGGAUGGCAGGGGCAAUUUUGGCAUUUGGAUGGUUGGCUGAGGGUGGAAGCAACGCCCGUGGCACUGAAAGGAUUACAGUUUAAAACUAAUGGCAUAUACGGGAAUUAUGUUUUCUAGGUGGUAAAUCAAGGAUUAGGUUUUAUGCCAAUGGCACAUAAGGAAUUUUCCUAUUUACUACUGAAUACUGGUUCAGCCCCACUUUAGAAGGGAAAACUAUAUUUCUGAAGGUCUACAUAACUUUUUAGCAUGUUGGCUUAUGCAUUUGAAAAGAUAGUAAUUAGAUUGUACUAUAAGUGUGACAUUCAGACAUAAUACUAUGGAGUGUAACUCCUAUGAUGAGUUUUCUUUCUUGCUGAAUGUUUCACUUCUUUCAGUGUUGCGCGGUGUUCCAAGCUUUCAGAUUUCCUUUGAUUUGGUGGUAGGCUAUAUGUAAAUUAGUUUUUACUGGUUUAGGCCUGAUUGCUAUUGAUUAGACAUCAAAUCUUUGAGUUAUCCUGACAUGUAAAUUGUUGUCAUUUCACGAUUUAUGGUAACUUCCAUUUGUACAGCCUAAAUUUAUUGC